UUCCCUAACCGCAAGAGUUGUUGAAGGAGCUAAGUCCCAGCUCCAGCUUAACUACUGUUGCGGGGGUAACCGGGGACAUCUGUCUUCACUUGGCCAUCCCUCUAUCAGUUGGGCCGGCAAACCCGUCUUGAUGGUCACCUUAACCACUUUCCUCUUGCUACUGAGCAGCUGGUCUCACUCCUUGCCAGGUCCGGGCUCCUGGCCCAAGCUGUAGGAUCAAAACGAGCUAUUUCUGGCCCCGGCGCGCAGCCCCUGGGGGCCGACCUGGAGUGUUCAUGCUCACGCCCCCCCCCUGGCCGCUGAGCACCCGAGGCUGAGUCAGAGGCCCAGAAUUAGGCCCGACCUACUCUGGGGUAGGGUCUGUUCUGUGUCCUCUGACAGCCUGGCGUGGCUGCCGCAUUCUCCAAGAAUCUUCCUAAGACUGGUGCGUCAUCCUCAGAUGCCAGCCGGGCGGAGAUGGAUUAAGAGGACGGAGAACUCUGAUGGACUCUUCUUAGGGGCCCAGGUGGCCAAGGACCCUGGGUAUUUUUCUGUGCUGCUGGAUGUGAAGCACUUCUCCCCAGAGGAAAUCUCUGUCAAGGUGGUUGGCGACCACGUGGAGGUUCACGCACGGCAUGAGGAGCGCCCGGAUGAACAUGGAUUCAUUGCUCGAGAGUUCCACCGUCGCUACCGCCUGCCUCCUGGCGUGGACCCUGCUGCUGUGACCUCGGCACUGUCUCCUGAGGGUGUCCUGUCCAUCCAGGCCACACCAGCAUCGGCCCAGGCCCCACUUCCAUCACCACCUGCUGCCAAGUAGGGGUCCGGGCAUUAUAGGACCGAAUCUAAGAAGCCUCUUUAGGCUCCCUUUUAAAAGCCAAUCUGACUCCGCUGCCCAGCCAGAUAUCCCAAUCGCUGUCAAGACAGUUCCUCCCCACCAAAUAUGAGUGUCUUCCCCUAGGACCUUUCCACCUAAAGCCCUACCUGGGCCUUAGUGACUGAGACACGCCCCCCCCCAAGCCUGCCCUGCCCUGUCAGCUUUCAGCCCCAUCCAUAAUACCCCGCUAGAGACAACACAAACACUGUCACCCUCCUUGGCCUACACUCCCACCUGACUGAGCCCACUCUGGGCUUCUACUAGCACUAGGCCCCCUACUGCACUUCUAAGUUGUAGAAUACCCACACUGUGAGACCAGAGUACGAUGCAGAUAGUGCUCCCCCCCACCCCAGGCCUGUCACCUAAUUCCCCACACUGACCCAUGGGAAGGCCAGUCUGACCCAGACUGCAUGGGCUUUCCACAUCAGAACAUUCAAGUCUGGUCCACCAGACUCUAGAUCCUGUCCCUGCCACCUAACAGUCUGCCCCAGGCCAUUUUCUGACUUGAAACUCCAGGAGCCUAAGUUCCCAAAUCCUGUUCUGAUUUCCCAAUCCUUGGAAAUCUAUUCCCAACCAACCAGGAGCCCCAAACUCAGACUGUACAGGCACCCCAACUUCCCCAGAUGAGCUAGGCCAAUAAACCAGAACCCUUGGGUUCCUUUGUCCCGACUCCCCCCCUGCAGCCAGACAGCCUAAGCAGCCGCCUCCCAUCACUUGUCCUGUAAGAUCAGUCACAACUCCGUUCCCUGUCACCUCAUGCCCUUCCUAUCAAUCCCCAAUAAAGGCGCUAAAAGAUUCA
Alexandromys fortis (reed vole) is the source of this 1652-nucleotide messenger RNA. It is a transcript of the gene Hspb6, whose product is annotated as heat shock protein family B (small) member 6. Lineage: Eukaryota; Metazoa; Chordata; Mammalia; Rodentia; Cricetidae. Gene Ontology annotation, cellular component: nucleus; cytoplasm. Gene Ontology annotation, biological process: response to heat; protein refolding. The transcript has 3 exons. Gene Ontology annotation, molecular function: structural constituent of eye lens. Bases 440 to 796 code for a protein of 118 amino acids. The record is from RefSeq and is a predicted model, not a curated record.